UGCCAGCUAUAGGUGGCAGAGUUGUACGCGGUAUACAGGAAGUGAAGCAAAUUCCAUUACGUCACAUCCGUGAAGAAAGACAACAAAAGAUCAGGAAAUCACGGACAGUUCGACAAACUUCCCUUUGUGGCAGCAGCCUGUAAAUGCUCUCUGGAGCUCCAAAGGGAGAGAACAGCCUUGUGGACAUGGACAGCAAGGCUGGAGAUCUAUUCGGUGCUGAGGAAGCUCAUCCAACUGGUAAAGGUGGAGCUGGAAUCAUGGCAAAGCUCUGGCUCCCUAAAGGCUUCUCAGCUAGUAUUGCUAAAGAAUGGUUUGAUAGGCGUCGAAUGUCCAUUCGACCAUGGGCUAGCUUUGUGGAUCAGCGCAAAUUUUCAAAACCCCGCAACUUUGGAGAAUUGUGUCAGAGGAUGGUGAAAAAUGUGGAAAUUUACAACAGCAAUUACACCUUCAUCUUUUUAGGUCUCAUCCUCUACUGCAUUAUCAGCUCUCCCAUGCUACUUAUUGCCUUGGCUGUUUUUGCUGGUGCCUUCUACAUAAUCCACCUAAAAGCCCAGGAGUCCAAGUUGGUUGUCCUUGGUAGGGAGCUGACUGCCCCUCACCAAAUGAGUCUGGCCGGCGCCAUUUCUCUGCCUGUGUUCUGGUUGGCUGGUGCAGGGGCUGCAGUCUUUUGGGUUCUGGGAGCAACUCUGUUCGUGAUCGGCUCUCAUGCUGCGUUCCGAGAGCUGGAGGUUACAGAUGUGGAAGAACUCCUCAUGGAGCCUGUGUGAGUAACAGGCCAGAUUCUGAGCAGGGUCUGGUCGAGGACCACUCUUCACAUGGACCUUUUGUCAUGUUGGCUAAGAUGGUUUGAGAAGAAACUGAUUCAAAGUCUAUUCCCUAGCGAUGCAUGUAUCCUGUCAUUCUCACCUUUCAACCUGCUGUAUGCCAGUUUACCAAUAAUGAACCUUGUCUUGGCUCUGACAUAAUUGUUACAAACUGUAUAGCCUUUAUGAGACUUAUUUAUACAAAUAUGCACAAAUAAACCUUCAUUGCUUUUUUUAAGCAUCUCUGUUUGCCUAUUUUUUAAUAAUGCAUGUUAGUUGUUAUGCAGAUUAAUGAUUAUAUGCAGUGGUCACUGUUGUAAACUGUUGCCAAAUAUUAAAGCGUGCCAUGUAAUCAUUGGUUGUGGGUAUGUCUCAUAAUGAUCAGACAAAUAAUGGAUUUUUUCCUUCAUGUUUAAUUCAAAUUUUUACUUUAAGAUAGUUCAGUAAUUUAAUGAUAUUGUGUUCAAGCUGCAUAAUCAGAUCUGAUAGUAAACCUGUUUGUCAUUUUACCUUGAAUUUUUGUAUUUAAAUGAAAGAUUUCAAAGUGCAAUAAAUGUAAAGGUGACUUGCCCCUGAA
This is a messenger RNA of Thalassophryne amazonica, 1380 nucleotides long. It is a transcript of the gene rabac1, whose product is annotated as Rab acceptor 1 (prenylated). The record is from RefSeq and is a predicted model, not a curated record. The transcript is spliced from 6 exons. Gene Ontology annotation, cellular component: Golgi apparatus. Lineage: Eukaryota; Metazoa; Chordata; Actinopteri; Batrachoidiformes; Batrachoididae. Bases 144 to 767 code for a protein of 207 amino acids.